This is a messenger RNA of Hansenula ciferrii, 2322 nucleotides long. It is a transcript of the gene RAD53, whose product is annotated as serine/threonine/tyrosine protein kinase RAD53. The transcript has a single exon. Gene Ontology annotation, molecular function: DNA replication origin binding; protein binding; protein serine/threonine/tyrosine kinase activity. The coding region runs from base 1 to 2322 and encodes 773 amino acids. Gene Ontology annotation, biological process: protein phosphorylation; DNA repair; deoxyribonucleoside triphosphate biosynthetic process. The record is from RefSeq and is a predicted model, not a curated record. Lineage: Eukaryota; Fungi; Ascomycota; Saccharomycetes; Phaffomycetales; Wickerhamomycetaceae. Gene Ontology annotation, cellular component: cytoplasm; nucleus.
AUGGAAGUGCCGACACAACCAACCCAGCCUACGCAGGCAACACAAGCUGCUUUUGAUCAUUUGACUCAAGAAAGUUUAGAGGAUGGUACGAUAUGUCGUUUGAUUUGUACUACAGGUCAAUUAAAUAAUGUUGAUUUGAAAAUUAAAAGAAAUGGGUUGAAAGAAUGGUACUUCGGUAGAAAUGCUGCUUGUGAUAUCACUUAUACAAAUACAACAAGAUUAAGCAAUAAACAUUUCAAGAUAUGGAGUGGCGAUUCAAAUGUAUUGAUUCAAGAUUUAUCAACAAAUGGUACUUAUGUUAAUAAUUCAAGAUUAGUCAAAGGUCAAAAUUAUAUAUUGAGUCAAGGUGAUGAAGUUUCAGUAGGGAUUGGUGUUGCUAAAGAUGUUGUUAGAUUUAUUGUCUUCUUUCCAAAAGCUUCUAGUAUUCAAAAUUCAAGUACAAGAAUUGAUGAAGGUAUAAAUAAAGAAUUUUCGAUAAAGGAUGAAGUUAUAGGUCAAGGUGCUUUUGCAAUUGUUAAAAAAGCUGUGGAAAGAGCAACGGGGAAAACAUAUGCAGUUAAAAUCAUAUCCAAAAGAAAAAUCAUGGGGAAUACAGAUGGUGUUAGUAGAGAAUUAGAAAUUUUGAGAAGAUUAGAUCAUCCAGGGAUUGUUAGACUACGAGGUUUUUAUGAAGAUGAUGAUAGUUAUUAUCUUGUCAUGGAAUUUGUUCCAGGUGGUGAUCUUAUGGAUUUUGUUGCUGCUCAUGGUGCAGUUGGUGAAGAAGCUGGUAAAGAAAUUACAAAACAAAUUUUACAAGCUGUUAAAUAUGUUCAUUCAUUAGAAAUAUCACAUAGAGAUCUGAAACCUGAUAAUAUUCUGAUUGCACAAGAUGAUCCUGUCAUGGUUAAGAUUACAGAUUUUGGUUUGGCGAAAAUCUCUGAUAAUGGUACAUUUAUGAAAACUUUUUGUGGUACUUUAGCUUAUGUUGCACCUGAAGUUAUAGAUGGUAGAUUAUCAAAAGUUACAGAUGAUAAUAAGUAUUCAUCAUUAGUUGAUAUGUGGUCUUUAGGAUGCUUGGUUUAUGUUAUUUUAACUGCACAUUUACCAUUUAGUGGUAGUACACAAGAUCAAUUGUAUAAACAAAUCCAACAAGGAACUUAUCAUGAACCACCAUUGAAAGAAGCUGGAGUUUCUAAAGAAGCUCGAAGCUUUCUUGAUUCGUUAUUACAAACUGAUCCAAGAAAAAGAAUCACAGCAUCUGCUGCAUUAUCACAUCCAUGGAUUUUAAGCUCUUCACAACAAUUAUCACAAAUUUCUUUAUCACAAUCUCAAUCUCAACAACAUAGAUUAGAAGUUGAAAAAUUACAAGUUGAUGAUGCAAAUCUUGAAUUAAACAAAGACAUUUCCGAUGAACCUGUUUUCAAAAUACCUGCACCGCCAAAUAAUAAUAAGAAUAAAAAACCUCAACAACAAAAAGAUGAUACUUCCCAACCUUCUCAAGCAUCUCAAGCAUCUCAACAGAAAACUGCACAAAUUACAAAUAAAUCAUUCACAGAAGACAAUUCAUUUGAUAGAACUUCACUUAUAGAGAACGGUAAUGUCAAUAAUACACCAGUUAAAGGUCAAGAUAUAAUAAAACCUGAAACACCUCAAACAAUAGAGAAGAAAACUUCUGAAGCAACUGCGUCUUCUACUGCUACAAAAUAUCCACCAGGUACUUCAUUAACUUUGACUCCUACAUCGAAAAGUGUUAAUCAUAAAGAAAUUUUCAUACCUCAAGGUGUUAGUCCAUAUGUUAUAGGAAGAAAUGCAGUAUGUCAUGAAACUAUAGCACAAGAUCGUUUAUCAAAAAUCCAUUGUGCUUUUACUAAGAAGAGACAUCCUGUUGGUAUGAGUCUUUAUGAAAGUCCUGCACAAGGGUUGGAAGAUAUUUGGUUAAUCGAUUUUAGUACAAAUGCAUGUUAUAUUAAUGGAACAAAAAUUGGACGUGGUAAAAAGGCACUUGUUUAUAAUAAUGAUGAAAUAAUGUUGUUUAAUGAUAAUAAUAAAAAGGAAAGAUUAGCUUUUAAAGUUCAUAUUAUUGAUGGGACUGGUAUUUUCAAUAAUGGAGAAUCACCAUAUGGUGAACAUACAACAAGAGAAACUGUUGAACAAGAUGAUUUUGAUAGAUCCUCAUUACCUAAAAUUGUAUUGCCAAAUAAUGUUACAGAAAAGAAGAGAAUGGAUGAUAAGAAUUAUAGGAAAAGACUUGCACCAAAGGAAAAUGUUUCUCAAAGACCUAUUAAAAGAGCUGCUUUGGAUAAAGGUGAUAUUAAUUCUUCAUUUCAAACUGCAUUAAGAUGA